CUGCGAGCGCGUCGAGUCCGAGCCAUCAUCGCACGCGGUCACCGUCAACCGGCUCGACUUGCUGCGUCGCAGCAUCAUCGAACCUAAUACGCAGACAGCAUUCUUUCACCCAGGCUGUCUAUAUAAGCCCCACCGACAGUGUAGAAACGCGUCCGCCUCCUUGCCUACCUCGUUCUUCAUAUCAUGCAGCGUGGCCGCAGCUCCCUUGACUUCGACGAUGCCUUCGUCAAUGUGAUGUUCGAGGAGGGCGUUCGUGCCUCUCAGAGCUCGGACAGCAACAGCACCGAUCCCUUCUACGAUGUCUGGAUAGACCAGGCAUCUGCCCCCUUCGCUGAGCAGGUCGCUUACGCGACGCGAACCCUCCGUAAACUGUAUCCGACCCAUACGGUGGUGCCUUACACGGAGGGUGCGGUGAAUAUCAUGGGCUUCCCUGGUACUUUGGUGCAACCCAUGCAGCCCUCGGAGCUGGUCACAAGCGUGUUGUUCCAGCCUCUGUCCAGGCGCUCGGGACAGAGGUCGGGGGUCCUGUAUGAUUCCGUUUACUUCGGCGCGUUCCGCGUCGCGUACGACAAAUACGACUUCCUCUUGUAUACUAUCCGGUAUCCCGUCUCGUUCGGCUCAACGGUCCAGAACUUCUUGUUACACGCAGGUCCCGAGGAACACUCCAGAGCACUGAUCAUGGCGGCUGGAAUAUGGCAUAACCAGCUCCAUCAGGAGAUCUACGUGUUCAAUCAGGGAUACUGGCGCAAGGAUCACAACCUUUGGAUCGAGGUUCAGAAAGCGAACUGGGACGAUGUCAUCCUGAAGCAAGAGUUCAAGGACAGACUGCAGAAGGACGUCAAUGGCUUCUUCGAGUCCGAGACACUGUACAAGAACCUUGCGAUUCCUUGGAAGCGAGGCCUCAUCAUGUACGGACCUCCUGGCAACGGCAAGACGAUCAGCAUGAAAGCUAUCAUGAAAGAGUGCGACGCGAAGGGCUACGCGCCCCUUUACGUGAAGUCUUUCAAGAGCUUCAUGGGCGAAGAGGGUUCCAUGGCACUUGUGUUCGAUAAAGCGCGCGAAAUGGCACCUUGCGUGCUCAUUCUCGAGGACCUGGACUCCCUCAUCAAUGACAGCAACCGGUCCUUCUUCUUGAACCAGCUCGAUGGGCUUGAGGGCAACGACGGUCUACUCCUCAUCGGCUCGACAAACCACUUCGAUAAGCUGGAUCCAGCGUUGAGCGGUAGGCCGAGCAGGUUCGAUCGUAAAUGGGAGUUCGAAGAUCCUGACGAGGAGGAGCGCGCGCUGUACACGAAGUACUGGCAGGACAAGUUGAAGAGCAACAAGGAUAUCGAUUUCCCUGACAGCCUCGUCCAUGAGAUCGCUGCGACCACGAACAAGUUUAGUUUCGCUUACCUCAAGGAGGCCUUCGUGUCCACCCUCGUCAUCAUGGCCGGCUUCGAAGAGGGCGACAAGCCCGACUUCGCCUCCGUGCUCAAGGGCCAAGUCAAGACCCUGCGCGACCAGCUUGACAAGGACAGCAAGACCUUCUCGCCCGUGUCCACCUCUUCCAUGACCUCCGGCGUCUCUGCGGUGCGUAUCGGACAGCCGAGCAGAGGGCUGGAUGCUUUCCGCUCGCGCCUGCCUGGUGCGGGUGGGCGGAUUUGGGACACGAGCGACAGCAGCACGAGGAUGGCCAUGCCCGGGGGCAUGCCGCCGCAGCAUAACCAGGGGUCUGGUGUGAAUGCGGGCGAUGUUAGGCCUGUGGCGAUGGGUGGUCGUUCGUUCAUCUUCUGAGGUUUGGAGAAUGGUUUGGAUGUACUUGAAUCUUGCGGACUAUCUGAUUGUACUGGUGUAAAAUGCUACAAAGGACGAUUCAACGAUCUGGCACUUCUGCUGUGCCUCUGAU
Messenger RNA from Rhodofomes roseus, 1888 nucleotides. RefSeq names its product P-loop containing nucleoside triphosphate hydrolase protein. The record is from RefSeq and is a predicted model, not a curated record. NCBI's taxonomy places the organism in Eukaryota, Fungi, Basidiomycota, Agaricomycetes, Polyporales, Fomitopsidaceae. The transcript has 9 exons. Bases 184 to 1776 code for a protein of 530 amino acids. Gene Ontology annotation, biological process: protein import into peroxisome matrix. Gene Ontology annotation, molecular function: ATP binding; ATP hydrolysis activity. Gene Ontology annotation, cellular component: peroxisomal membrane; cytosol.